AUGGUGUCCCCAUGGCGGAAGGAGGAGCCGGUCGCAUGGCCCUUCAGGUUUGCAGGUGGAGAGCGCGGCUUGGUCGCCGCCAUGGCGCCCGCGGUCGCCGUGAAUCCCGUCAUCAAGCCUGCCACGCUGGUGACCCUCAAGGUGCAGGACACCCAGCGGCGCGUCGUCACGCGUACCAUGCGGAGGACCGACAAGCUGCAGGUCCUCAUGGACUGCUACUACGACGUGGUGUGCUCGGCCGGCGCCGGCGCCGGCGCCGGCACGCGCGGCGCGGGGCGCUUCGUGUUCGAUGGAAAGAGGCUGAAAGGUGAGCAGACGACGAAGGACCUCGGGAUGAAGAGCGGCGACCAGAUCGACUUUUUCGGUGAUCUGGGAGCAACAGACGGCGGCGACGCCGAGGAGGAGGUGGAUGAGGACGUGCACGUGACGGUCAAGGUGCAGGACACGGCGGGGCGUACUGUGAAGUUCACAGUUCGGAAUACCCAGAAGCUGCAAGUGAUUAUGAACGACUACUAUGCCAGCGUGCCGGGCGUCACAGUGGGCACGGGCAAGUUCCUGUACGACGGCAGGCAGCUGAAAGGGGGGCAGACGCCCGCGGACCUGAAGAUGGAGGGCGAGGGCGAGGGCGAGGACGAGAUCUUGAUCGACUUCUUCAUCGACAUGAUGGGUGGCGGCGGGUGGGCGGCUGCAGGCUGCUGCUGCUGCUGCUGA
Molecule: messenger RNA, 711 nt
Organism: Miscanthus lutarioriparius
Lineage: Eukaryota; Viridiplantae; Streptophyta; Magnoliopsida; Poales; Poaceae
Source: the annotation of a GenBank genome assembly